Molecule: messenger RNA, 4675 nt
Organism: Centropristis striata (black sea bass)
Lineage: Eukaryota; Metazoa; Chordata; Actinopteri; Perciformes; Serranidae
Gene: anos1a
Product: anosmin 1a
Exons: 14
Coding region: 138-2105 (655 amino acids)
Biological process (GO): neuron differentiation
Cellular component (GO): cell surface; extracellular region
Molecular function (GO): protein binding; peptidase inhibitor activity
Source: RefSeq, a predicted model, not a curated record
UGACCUAAUGUACGCCUAGAUUUCAUAGCUCCUCCCUUGGCUAUAUAAUUCUAGUUAAAGUGGACUUCCAUCAGAUUACUCUCCACUGCAUCCUCUUUGCUCCACAGCCCCACUUCUCCUGGACACGAGGCAAGAAGAUGCCGGCCACGAGCAGCGUUUUAACACCUCUGUGGAUUAUUUUGCUCUUCAGCUGCGGUGUGUGCGCCAGGAAGCAGCACGAUGAUACUGAUGGUGAUGAGUCCUGGUCGGAGAGUGUUUCCAGAGCGCAGUGCUCGUCGCGGUGCCUCAGUCUGCACAGUGUAGCUGCGCUCUCCACACCGCUGCUGUCCUCUCUUCAGAAUAAUGGAUCCCUGGGUUGGUGUCAUAGUCAUAAACAGUGUGCAAAGUGCCUGGAGCCCUGCAAAGAUUCAUGGGAGAUGAAGAGGAAAAGCAACUGCAGGGAGAUGUGUGAGCGGAUAUUUCCCAAGAAGCACUGGGAGUGUGUGACCAGCUGUGAGUUCCUUCAGUCAGUGAUGGCGGUGAAGCAGGGCAGCUGUCCACCUCCAGAAAGGGCGAGCGGCUUCGCAGCAGCCUGCGUGGAGAGUUGCGAUCAUGACCGAGACUGUUCUGCUCAGAAAAAAUGCUGCUCCAACGGCUGCGGACACACCUGCCAGACUCCCAAAGACCUUUAUAAGGGUGCUCCUCUGAAACCGAGGAAGGAGCUGGGCUUUGAAGAACUCUCGUCUGGUCAGCUGGAGGUGCGCUGGUCCUCCCGAUUCAACAUCUCAGCUGAGCCUGUGGUCUACAUCCUGCAGAGGAGGUGGAACUUUGGCAUCCAGCCCAGCGAGGACACCGCCACCUCCUGGCAGCUGGUUGCACAGACCACAGAGCAGGGAGCGAGGCUCUCUGACAUCCGGCCAGGUCGCUGGUACCAGUUCAGAGUGGCAGCUGUCAACACCCACGGCACCAGAGGUUUCACUACGCCCAGCAGACACAUCCACUCCAGCAGAGACCCAUCCAACCCUCCAGCUCCCACUGAGCUGAGAGUGGCCAACAUGAGCUUUGGCAUCGGCAGGGCGGUGUCGGCCAGGCUCCACUGGAGCAUGCCUGCUGACCUGGAUGUUCCCGUCCACCACUACAAGGUCAGCUGGAGCUGGACUGCAGUCGGACAGCACUCGGCUUCAUCCCUGACCAAGAGGAGGAAGACAGUCAGAGAGAGCCUGGUGGAGCUGGACAGCAUGCGGGCCAACAGGAGCUACAGUGUGGAGGUCCAGGCUGUGUCCUACUGGGGACAAACUCAGCUGAAAGGACCCAGAGCUGUCCUCCACUUCACCACACAGCGCACCUCCAGUACUGCUCCAAAAAACCCUACAGGUGACAGUCUGGAUGUGGGGACACCAUUUUAUCAGGAUGGACAGCUCCGGGUUCAUGUCUACUGGCAGAGCAGCAUGGCUGAAUUCUACAGAAUCCAGUGGGGACCAGAGUAUUGUGCACACAACCAGACGAGACCCAUGGAGAAGACCAGCACACAGGAGAGCUUUGUCAGCCUGCAGGGCUUGCUCUUCUCCUGUAAGUACAGAGUCCUUCUGCAGCCUGUCAGCAAGAAAAGUCGUCCUCUGUCAGAAAGCACCAGCUUCUUCACUCCUUCCUGUGCCACGAUCCAGGCCAAGAGUCCCAAACCCAUCACCUGUCCUGGAAAAACAGCAGUGUCCCCUCAGAAGGUCCUGGUGAAAGCAGCCAACCUGACAGCAUCCUUUGAGGUCUGGGGCGGCAACGUGACGGCCAUCUUUAGCUGGGAUACGCCCACAGCCCUAGCCAAUCAACAGCUGACAGGUUACCAGGUGACCUGGGCCGAGGUCAUCCCCACCAACCGCAACAAGAACAACAAGCUGCCUCACAGCCUCAUCUCCCAGUCCCAGAUCCUUCCCCCGGAUGGGAAUGUUCUGGUGGUGCCAGGUCUGCACCCUGUCAGUGUGUACAGGCUGGAGGUCCAGGUCCUCACAGCGGAGGGGGAAGGUCCUACAACCAGCCGGACCUUCCAGACUCCUGGACACCAAAACACCCUGAAGCACAGACCUAGACUGAGGAAGCAUCACCAUAAACAGCCAAUCACUGAGAGGCACUGAGCCCAGACAGCCAAUCAGCCCGCAUGAACCAAGUCUCCCAACCCUCAGGAUGAUCAGGACUCCACAGAACAGUGAUCAGUAAUGACACGUGCAGCCUCUCUGGCUUCAUGAUCAGGAUGAAUCCUGCAUAACAACUAGCAACCAUUUUAAUCUCCCCCGUGCAAUAUCUAACAGUCAGCUGCACACACUGCAGCAUUUCCAUAUCAAAGACACCAUCACUGACAUGACUGGCAGUCUUUACUGGCUCUUCACUUUAUUUCGCAGUGACAGUCAAUGGCUCGGACACAUUAGACAAGAUUAUUUUUGUAUCUUUUCUAAUAAAACCAAACUACGGAUUUAAAAUACAAUUAUAAUCAGGUUAUAAACUAAUAAUAAAAUGGAACACAGAUGCUUCAACAGGCUGCCAAUCAUCCACCAUGGUCUCAUUGAUUUUCAAUACAGAGGCAUCCAAGUUGAUAUGACAUUUAUCCAUUAUGGUUCCACUGCAAAACAAAAUCAAACUUGUUCUUUUUAAAGCUAAUGCAAGAGUCCAUUUACUGCAUGACUCUAAAAACAGCAGUAAAGUUGUCCUGUAGCUCCAGUUAAACAAGUUCCCUUUGAUUCCCAGGUGAAGAUACAUCUCAGCACCUUUGUGAUAUGUGGGUGGACAUUAUUAUAGCAUGCUGAAACAGUAGCAAUACUAUUCUGAUUACCUGAAGGGCUGGGUAUUAUCAUUGCAUUACAUCUUGUACCAAAACCUACACUGUAUAACUUUUGUAAAUUUGCAGUAUAUAACUGGCUGCAGCUUCACCAGGAAGUGAGUUAGCAUGUUAGCGCCCUGUAGUCUUAAAACUCAAUGAGGAUUUUGAAUGGGUUGGUGGUUAGAUGCUUGAAAUAAGGUCUGUGGUAAACACAAGCUGAAGAGAUGUCUGUGUUUUUUUUGUACGACAUAAAAUAUGUUAAAAUCACGGGAAAAAAAGUCAGAAUAACGAAAAAAAAGUUUCUGACUUUUUUUUGUGAUUCCGACUUUUCUUCUCAUUUUGACUUUUUCUCGUGAUUUUGACUCUUUUUUUCAAGAGUUUGACUUUUCUUUCUCAUUUUGACUUUUUUUCGUGACUGACUUUUUCUUCUCAUUUUGACUUUUUUCUCUUGCCUUCGACUUUUUUCUCUUACAUUCGACUUUUUUCUUUUCAUUUUGACUUUUUUCUCUUGACUUCAACUUUCUGUCGUUAUUUUGACUUUUUUUGUGAUUUUGAAUCUUUUUUUGUGAUUUCGAUUUUUUUUCUCAUUUUGACUUUUUUCUCUUGACUUCGACUUUUUUCUUCUCAGAAACAUGGACGGGAACUCUCUCACUAGUCCGCCUUACAGCGUCUAGUCAUGUUUUUCAGAGGUCUUGCAAACUUUUGUAGAUUGUAGAUUAGGUUAAUAAACACUUAAUUAGGCUACGGUUUUAGCUAGCUUCUCAAAAACGCUGGUUAGCUUGUUUGAGACCAUCUGAAGCUAACGGUAGUGAUGUUCAAGUCAUGCGACAGUGAUGUAGUUCACUAUAGCAUAACGUUAGCUUUACACUUCUGUCAACUGCACUACAGCCUUGUUGUAGACUUUUAUUGGAGAAUAAUAAUGCAAACAUCAUAAAAUGGUGUUCAUUUGUGAAGAUUAUCCUGCUGAACAAAAUCCGUAAGCAUCAGAAACAUGUUUUUUCCACAGAGCUUAUUUUCUGCAAUGAUCAUAAAUCCAAUGCAAAAAUCCCAUUGGCCGAAUCCUGAAUGGUGAACUUCUAAGUUGGCCUACAAAAAUGUGUUAUUUCAUCUAUCAGGGGCUGAGCACAAACCAUAAAGGUAUGAUAAAGAGAAAAGAAAUCCUGGAAAAUGGAUGAAUGGGUGAAUUCAGGCACAUUUCCAUUUACUGGUUUGGAGCGAGAGCUAAAUGUUUGAACUUGAUAAUGUUUCCAUUUCCCGUUUAGCACUCAAAGGCAAAAAGUAGUUUGCACAAUUUAGGAAAGUUCUAUUGAGUUUUGGAGUUUCUAUUCAGCUUUUCUAAUAUGAUACUUCAACAUGUGCAUAAAAUAUAACUUUUUGGAUCCCAAUCAACAGUGACUGGAGGAGAAUAUUUGACAUGUACCGCACUGGAAUGAAUGGAAGAAGAAUAAAUCAAUGCUGUGAAUCUGGUUGUGCAAUUUAGUGCCAACGGAGUGCAGUUCAAUGCUCCAUUCUGCUGACACUAUUGGCUCUCUGCUCAAGAAGUAUGUACGUUUGAUACCCAGCUCUGAUUCCCUGCUCUACCAUUACAGUGUCCUUUUUGAUGGAAUUGCAUGCAAACACCCAAAUGUUGAUAGUGUUGUUAGUGUCAUCGAGUAAAACCUGAGAAUUUAAUUCCUGCAACUGAUUCACUGAUGAGAUCCCCUGUACUCUGUAAAUGCUGUAUAUAUUGUUUGUCUGUAUUUAUUAGUUGUGCUAUAUUUGUGUCUGGACGACUGUAAACAUUACUCUUCCGUACAGUAUGUGUGCUCAACCUUUAUAAACCUCUGGAGACCCUGUACAAAGUUGUUUUUCAACUAAAGAUAAAUCCCUUGUCAAUAUGUGUACAGCCGA